Molecule: messenger RNA, 920 nt
Organism: Moneuplotes crassus
Lineage: Eukaryota; Ciliophora; Spirotrichea; Euplotida; Euplotidae
Source: the annotation of a GenBank genome assembly
UUUAUCCUACCUAUAUGCCAAUCGAUCACAGAAAAGUUCCUUAACAAAAAAUAGCACCAAAGGUAAUGCAGACAGGCUUCUUGGAGUUCUAUACUGGCUUAUGAAAUCCAUUGGGAAAUUCAGAAUACUUGCUAAAUAAAAUCAAAACAAGAAGAGCCUUUUCUACAUUAACGAUAGUCCUCAAAAGCUUUGUCAGAAGAUGGCUUAAGAAAGUAAGGAAAAAGAGGCAAACCCAAAUUUUCCAUUUCCUCAAAGAUGUAGCUGCCAAUGGUCAUAUUGUUAAAGCUCAAGUUUUUAACAUGAGGCUUGUACGGCUUCAAAAAUGAUGGAGAAGAUUUUACAAGAGGAGAACUACUGUCAAUGCUCUUAUGAACAAGCAGUGGUCAAAGUUAGAGCCUAUAAUCAACAACUUGAAGUCUUUACCCCCUGAAGAAAUCAACAUAGAAAAACAUUUUAAAAAGAUACCAACUUCUGACUUCGGUGCUCAUAAAGAAACAGGUAUUAAGGCACGGAAAAUGUACUUCGACGUUUUCUACCAAAUCAAGAAGUACCAAUACUUAACUCAAGUUGUGGAAUAUAAGAAAAACAUUCAAAAUGAUCGAAAGAAUAACUCAAGUCUCUAUGCUAUCCUUGACGCGCACAGGGCUCUUUUUGGAGAUAAUGAAGAAUGGAAUGAACUGCAGUCCCCUCCCAGACCAUAUAUAAGGCUAAUCAUACCUAAAAGUAUCCUCAAGAAUAUGAUUCACGAAGUUUUGGUUUACUUAAUCCACACUAAAUCUCCAGUGAGCAAACUUCCCUUCUUGAAUUCACUAAAAGAGAAACUCACUUCAGUCAAGAUCAGAUAUUUCGAGAAGAUUAAGAGAUGAGUUGAUGAAGAAGAGUUCAACAAUGAAGAUCUUAAUAAUAGGAUUGUCCAAUAA